This is a messenger RNA of Rotaria sp. Silwood1, 2271 nucleotides long. Lineage: Eukaryota; Metazoa; Rotifera; Eurotatoria; Philodinida; Philodinidae. The record is from the annotation of a GenBank genome assembly.
AUGUCUCGUAAACAUCUUAUUGAUUCAUUAGCUGAAAUAGGCAUAUUAAUUCCAACUAGUAUAAAAACUGAUGUAUUACGUCUGUUAUAUGAAACUAAUAUUAUCGAUGAACAAAAGAAAAAGAAGAAUAAACUUACAAUUGCAUCUGCAAUGACUAAAGUUCAUCAUAAUCAAGAUGCUGCAUCGGCUGAUGAUUCUUCCGAUGAUGAUACACAUCAAAUUGAUGAUGUUAAUAUUAAUUAUAACACAAUGACUCCAGCCGAUACACAAGAUGAUGAAGGAGACCAUAUUAUUGCUCGUCAACCAAAAAUAUCAACCGAAUGUUCUCAUCAAGCUGCAAUAACAAAUAACAUUAACAACAAUUCUGGUAAGCCGUUUACAUUGUUUUCGGCUCCAACAGCUGAAGAGAACUUACAUUCUGGACGUAGUGGUCUAUCUGUACGAGGAGACAGUGAUCUUGAAACUGUUCCGAAAGGUUUAAGAAAAGCUAUUAUUGAAGGUUAUAAUGUUAAUUUGGUUCGUCUUCUUCUUCCUCGAGACAACAAAAAAUAUAGUCGUAAUGAUGAUGAUGAUGAAGACAAAAAUGUUUAUCUUAAACAAAAGGAUGAUCCUCGUUUAGAUAAAAACCUUACUAUUCUUGAAUUUAUAUUAGCUUUUACACGUUAUUUAAAUAUCAUUUGUGAAGUUUUUCCUCUACGACGUCGUGAAUUAACAGCUUAUUUGUGUGAUAUAAUUCGUUUAUCUUCUCGGUUCGGCCAUCCUUUUUUCUAUCAUUACCAUCGUUUAUUUGCUCAAAAAGCUGAAACUCUCUUGCAAACACGUAACAUUUUGAUUGAUUGGUCCAAACGAGACCACGAUAUUUAUUUUAAUGUCUUCUCUGGAUUACGACCAAUUGUUUGUGAUUUAUGCCGAAGUCCAGACCACUCCACAUCUUUUUGUAAAAAAAUACUCAAUCGAGAUGAUUUAAUCGGAAAAAUGUUAUCGGAAAAUCACGAUUAUUUUCCAUUUUCAACAUCAUCGAAAGUUUCUUUUCGUCAAGCUUUAGGUAGUGAUGAUAUUAAGCAAGAUUCUGGUCCUACUUGUAAAUUUUAUAAUGGAGCUGGUUUCGGAAAAUGUGUUCAACCGAAUUGUCGUUUUCUUCAUUUACGUUCUCGUUGUCGAGUUACCAGUUGCUCUACGAGCAUUCCUCUAGUAGCAACUACGCCAAUUGAUAUCUGUCGAUUGGAGCAAGAAUUAGUUGGUCAUCCUGACAAGGAAUUUACUUCAUUCUUGUUAUCAGGCUUACGUGAAGGUUUUGAUACUGGUAUCUCCAACAUACCUAAUAAACCUUUAGAAUGCCCCAAUUUACGAUCAGCACGCUGUGAUCCUAAAAAUGUUACUCGUUUAGUGGCAGAAGAACUUAACAAAGGUUUCUUAAUCGGUCCAUACAACUCUCCACCUUUUAUUAAUUAUCGAAUAAAUCCUAUUGGUUUGGUUGAAUCGAAAUAUUCAAAAAAGAAACGUUUAAUUGUUGAUUUAUCUGCUCCUCAUAAUGAUAAAGACCAUCCAAGUAUUAAUUCUUUAAUCGAUAAAGAUUCCUAUUCUCUAUCAUAUGUUACUGUUGAUGAUGCUAUUAAAAGUAUUCAGCAAUUAGGAAAGGGUGCCUGGAUGAAUAAAGCUGAUAUUCAAGAUGCUUUUAAAUUGCUUCCCAUUAAACCAUCUCUAUGGCCCUUCUACGGCAUUAAGUGGAAUAAUUAUUAUUAUUUCUUUGUACGCUUACCAUUUGGUUCGCGUAGUUCACCUAAAUUAUUUGACAUGCUAAGUGAAGCUAUUGUUUGGAUUGCUAAACAUAAUUAUGGUAUUAAAAACAUGUUACAUUUAUUGGAUGACUUUUUUGUAGUAGACAGUCCCGAUGACGGUGGAGAACGAACAUCUGCCAUUAUUAGUUUUAUUUUCAAUCGGCUUAAAAUUCCUUUAUCAGUAAAUAAAACCGUCGGUCCUGUUCAAGAAAUUGAAUAUUUAGGUAUUAUUCUUGAUUCAAAUCGAAUGGAGGCGAGGUUACCUCAAGAAAAAGUAUUACGUAUCAUGGAAAUGAUUAGUUCUUUACUUAAUCGACGUAAAUGUAAAAAACGUGAAUUACUAGUUAUCCUAGGUCACAUGUCAUUUGCAUCAAGGGUUGUUAUUCCAGGCAGAACAUUUGUUCAUUAUUUAUUCAACUUGACCACUUAUGUCCGAUCUCUAGAAUCACAUAUUACCAUUAAUCGGCAAGCCCAACUCGAACUAACAAUGUAG